GUAAAUAUUUCACACACUAAAUGUUUGAAACAUAUUGCACUAAAAUGCCAAGCUAAAAACAUCAGUUGGGCGAUUUACAAAAAUAAAUAAUUGCACUGAUGACAAAAAGCAAACAGAGCGCAAGUAACGAAUCGACAUAGGGGCGUGUGUGUGUGUGUGGAGCGAGGAAAUCAGGUGUGCGCAGAAAAGAGCACACAGAUGAUAACGUUUUGCAACGCGUCGCCAGCUGUGCAGCAAUAAACACACAGUUAAAUUACUAAAGUCUCGACAGGUUGAACGGUACGGGCUGCAGGUGCAAUAAUUCAAAUUGUUGGUUACCAAUUGUUUGUGCAAGUUGUCAAUGUUGCUGCUGUUUGGUUAGUGCGAUGCUGUUGAUGUCAACGUCAGCUGCGUUCAUUUGAAAAGCUGGGCAUAAGUGAGAGCGAGCAGCGAGUGUGGGCUAAAAACAGUUAGACAGGCCUGUGUGGAGUGCACGGAGAGGAAAAGAGCUGUUGGCACACCACCCUCACACCUACCCCAACAACAAUAAUAAAGCCCUCAAGCAUGCGCUUAAACAAAUCGGAGCUAGCUAGCUUGGCCAAUAAUCCUGCAACUCGUUUCGAUAAAGAAGGUCUGCUUACCAUCAACGAACGCCAGGAGAGCAUCUUUUGGCACACCGAUGUUAAACUGGAAUGCUGGUGCAAGCUGCGUGGAAAUUUACUUUUUUAUUUGAAGGACAAGCAUCCCAAGUCGCCAUUAGCUGGCGUACUCGUACUGGAGGGCUGCCAACCGCUUAUACAGCAUGAGCAGCCCGAACUGGAGGGCUAUGUCUUCGAUUUAGUUUUUAAGGACAGUCCAUCGCAGCGUUUGAUAACACACAGCGCCCUGGAACGUUUGGAUUGGGUGCGUUGCAUUGAGGCCUGUUCAAACGCUCAACUCGAUCAGCUGAUUCAGCAGCUGGAAAAGCAAUUGUCUGCAGCUGUAGCUGCCACUGUGCCCCAAAGCAGCAGCUGCAGCAACACCGCCGACACUCUGCUGGCCAUGGGCAAUCACAUUGAUCAGGGAUUGCCGCUACCACCGUCUAUAGCCUGGCCUGAGACAGCAGCAGCUGAGGCGCCCUUUGAAGAUCUGGACACAGAGCUAUGCGAGCUGCCCAUUUGCGAGACGGCGCUCUCCUGUGAUAAUCUACCGCUGGACAACUUUGGUCGUCCGCCCAAUCCGCGCAUCAUCUGCUCAAUCAUGCAGCCGGGCAUCGAUUGCCUCUGGCGCCAACUUGCGCGCACCGAGCUGCUCGAUCGCACACACAAUCCCCAGUUCCUCUGCACUAUUCGCUUUCUGCGUAGCGCCGGCUUGAAGGCAUCGACGCGACUGCGCUUUGCCGUCCACGAUGUGCGGGAGCGUCUAUCGAGCACAUCGCUGCCGCUGGGUCAUGCUGAGGUGACGCUGGGCAUGCUGCAGGACACGACGCGUCUGCGUUUGCCGCUCUGCUCGACACGCGGCGAAUGCGGCUUCAUCUCGCUGACCAGCUGGACGCCUGAGUCGGUCGCCAGCUCGGGCCGAUCCAACAGAGCCAUAGCCCAGCCGCCGCGCUCCAGCACGCAGUUCUUCGAUCAAUGCAGCAGCAGCAGCAUCCAAGCCAAGGGCAAGCCUAAAGCAGGCCAUCGUCGCAGUCAGUCGCUGCCACUGCAGCUGGGCGUGCGUCUGUUUGUGCCACAGCAGUGUGGCCUGGAGCGCGUCUGCGCUAAUCCCUGCCUGCAUUCCUAUCGCCUGCACUCAACCAUGGGCGCAGACAUUAGCGUGCUGGAGACAAUGCUGGAGUCGCGCGUCUGCUGCGCUGUGCCGCAGCAGCUGCUCUCGAUUUGGAUACAGCGCGAGAAGGAGCUGCUGCAGGAGAUUUCCGGCAUGGGCGAGCUGAGCGGCGAGUGGCGUUGGCGUCAGAUGAAUCUGCUGGAGGAGCAUUUGCGUCUGCUCAAGGAUUACUCGCAGGCCAAGCAGAAUAUACAGCAGCUAAUGCGUGAUGGCGCCUACUACAAGCGCUCAGCUAUCAAGAACGAUGAAUCCUUGGAGUUUCUGCCCGUCAAUUUGCAUGUGCAACGCAUGUGGGCGCAGAAUGAUACGCUGCAAAGGCGUGGCAUGUUGGAUAUAAUUACGGUGGGCGCGUUUACGCGUCACGAUGCCAAGGGCCGCAAGUCCGGCGGACUGAUCAAACUGCUGCAGGAGAGCAAGUCGUGGAAGCUGGAGCAGAGCAAUGCGUGCAAGGUGCAGGCGGCCAAUGAUGCAGUGCAGGCAACGAAGCAGCUGCGCAAGGAGAUUGUUGAGCUGAUGUCGCAGCUGCUGCAGCUGGCGAGCCGCCGGAGUGCGCGGGACAUGAUGCCGCUGUGCAGUGCCAUGGUGGGCAAGACGCGAACGCUGCUGAACAUCUGGGAGCCGAGCAUUGUGGAGGAGGCGGUGAGCUUCAUUGAGCGCCAUCGCAUCAUAGAGGAGCCCGACAAUGUGCUCAUUGAGCCAAUGUCGCCGUUUCGCAAGAUAACGCAACAGCUAAGCGCGCUGGAGCUAAAAUCGCCGGAGCUGGAGGACUUUGCUACGCCAGUGCUGGCGCCGCCAGAUCUUUGGCCGCGUGGCCAGCCGCUGAUGCGCUCGAACAGCUGGCAUCCCAGCAAUGGCUCGGCGAACAGUUCGCUGGAGAUGCAGGCAAUUGAUUCGCUGCAGCAUGUGGUCAAGUGCUACAAUGCGCAUCUGCGCAGCUUGGAGCAGACUGGGCAGACAAGUGGGCUGGGCGAGCAGCUUACAUAUCAUGAGGCAGUGCUGCCUGUGGCGCCGCCCGCUGGCUUUCUGGACACCAAGCUUAUGAGCAGCUCGCCCUCGGCCAACUAUUACCGGCCCACGGAGGAGCCUGAGCCGCUGGAUCUCACACAGCUAAACAUUGAGGCCAGCGUCAUGUGCCUGGAGAGCAAGCUAAAGUUCUUCUGCGGACGCUGCGACAGUCCGGCCAUACGUUUGCGUCAGCCCAAGCUGCCGCAGAAGCGCGAAGGCUUUGCUGUCACUCCGCAGCAGGCACCGGACGUUAUAUCGCCGCCGGCACAGUCACCGCCGCAGGCACAGCCGCCGCAGCUGAAGCUGGAGCUGGCCACAGCGCCCAAGAAGGUGAACAAGUUCACAGACGGCCUGGACUUGUCGCUCACUACAGACUGGACAGCGGAAUUGCGUCCUAGCAUGCGCAAGCUGCGCCAUGCCAUGGAUCGUCUGCUCAAGACGGCGCGUCUCAUGCACUCCGUGCAGCGUUUGCAGCAGGAUGUGCGCUGCAAUCGCAUCCAGUCGAGCAUCACGUAUCGCCGGGAUGUCUGCUUCUCCCAGGCUUUAACUUCACUAGUCAGCGGCUUGUUGCUGCGUCUCUGGGGCAGCGAGCUGGACUGCUCCUAUCUCACGCUGCUGCGUGAGCUUGGACCGCUGGCCUACUUUGAGGGCUUGCUGUCGCUGUACGGCGCCGAGACGGACAUGUGGAGCGACAUGUGCAUAGCCAUUGAGGAUUUGUCAGCUGUUAGCUUUACGCUUGUGUCCGCACAGCCCGGCGAGCUGCGGCCAAUGCCGCGCGUCAUGGGCUCACGACAGGCGCUGGAAGUGCUGGUGCCAGUGCCGGAACAGGCGCUGCCUAGCGCAGCGGCUCCCCUCACCUUUAGAAUAACGCCCGUGUUCUUCAACAUUGGCAUCAAUGAGAAGGCCACGCUGGGGCAGACGCGUGAGCAGCAUCGCUCGAAUCUGGACAACUAUGUGCGGCUCUCGCAGUACUAUAGUCGCUAUCGCAAGUUGGGACUUAAUGCGUCGGCGGCAGCAGACGCCAGCUCAGCAGAGGACCCGCUGCAGUCGCUGCUGGGAUUUAUGGAGCAGCAGCUGCGCGCCAAUGUGUUUAAGAAUGUCAAGAUACUGCAUCUGGCGGAGGAUGCCUGCCGCUUGAUGGGCGGACUACGCUUUACAUCCUGCAAGAGCGCCAAGGAUCGCACGGGCAUGGCGGUCACGCUGGAGCAAUGUCGUGUGCUGGGCCGCGAAUUCCAACUGCCGGCCAAGCAGUUGCCCUAUGCACUGAGCACUAUGCGCAGCGAGGGCACGCGCAUGGAUAAUGUCUUCAAGAAUAUCGGAAUACGCAAGUACGCCUUUAAUCUGCCCCAAACGCUCAUGCUGCCGGCCAUGUACCGCCCACCAGUGGGCAGCUAUGGCAAGGCGCAGACCUAGACACAUCCAAAUCCAAGUCCAAAUCCAAAUCCAAUAAAUGCAAACAAAACUUUGUGCCAAAAAAUCAAAUCAACUCAAAAA
Molecule: messenger RNA, 4287 nt
Organism: Drosophila busckii
Lineage: Eukaryota; Metazoa; Arthropoda; Insecta; Diptera; Drosophilidae
Product: inositol polyphosphate-4-phosphatase type I A
Exons: 9
Coding region: 544-4206 (1220 amino acids)
Cellular component (GO): cytoplasm
Molecular function (GO): phosphatidylinositol-3,4-bisphosphate 4-phosphatase activity
Source: RefSeq, a predicted model, not a curated record